Molecule: messenger RNA, 3328 nt
Organism: Labrus bergylta (ballan wrasse)
Lineage: Eukaryota; Metazoa; Chordata; Actinopteri; Labriformes; Labridae
Gene: ddias
Product: DNA damage-induced apoptosis suppressor
Biological process (GO): negative regulation of intrinsic apoptotic signaling pathway in response to DNA damage
Cellular component (GO): cytoplasm; nucleus
Source: RefSeq, a predicted model, not a curated record
CACAACAACGCGAAGAAGAAACAGUUCGUACUUCGUAGUAACGUUUAGAUGUUUCUAUGACCACUUUAGUAGGAUUUAUAUCUGAAAAACAUGUAGUCAGUGAAAAUAGAAGUUUCUGCUGUAUGGAUGAAGUUAAUACUACCCUCGUUCGUUUUGUGAGAGGUUUAAGAGUUUGUCAGCUAGCCCCUGCUAGCUGCUAGCUCGGAGACGUAUGUCUGUUAGAGCAGCUCUGGUGGAUUGUGUCGUGUUGUCUCUGCAAGAUGCCUGUGUGUUUUAUCCAUGCUGUAAAGACUGUUUCUCUAAGAUUCAAGUGGAACUACAGGACGCUAAAAGGUGUCGAUGUGCCAAGUGUGGUUACAUCUGUCUGAGGGGAAAUGUUGAUCACAGAUAUCGUCUCUCGCUGAAGGUGAUCCGGGACAAAUGCAUCUUUGGAGUCACAGUUUUUGGGACCAGCUUGAAUGCAUUUUUUGGCAUUCCUGCAUCUGGUUUACAGAGGUUGGUGGAGCACGCAGAUGGACCAGUGGAAACAUCAACCAGAUGUACAUUGUUGGUUAAGGCUGUCAAAGAUUGUUUUAUUGGCAGACAUUUCAUCUUUGGUAUAAAGGUGACUGAAACAGAACGUGAGCCGUGGUUACGACAGACUGUCACAAAUUGCUCCAGAAAUGAAGACACAGUCCAGUUAAUUGCCAGCCAGAUGAUUCUCCCCAAAGCUUUAGGCCUGGGGGGCUGCACGGUGGUCAGUUAUUUUCGGAUCCUUCUGCAGAAAGCCGCAGAAUCUGAGCUGGGAUCUGCUGAUCUAAGAAACCCUCCAGAAACCCCGAAACACCCCUGCUGCUUCCUCAUCAUUCUCCAGCCAGCAGCUUUAACAGUGCUUCACUUUCUACAUCAGGUCUUCUAAGUCAACCACUGCAAAGAUCCCAGUUCCAAGACUGCACACUUACUCCCACCCCUCCAUGGCAGCAAUCUCUGGGACUGGUUACAUCAUCAGCAGAGCAGGAGGAAGGCUGCAGCAUUCAGGAAAGUGAUGAUGUGAAAAGCAGACAGACAGAAAAAAGCAAAACACAAAAUCAUAAUACACGGACAGACAACCUAAAGAACCCUGAAGUCACCGAGGAGAGAGGAGUCUCACCUCUUCUUCCGUUACAGCGCAGCUUGUGCAGCACUCAGUCAUUUGCCAAAUACUCAUUCUCAUGUGUUGAUGAAGCUGUUGGAGACACCUCCAUCACAGAACCUUGGUUCAGUCUUUCUCCCACUGACAACAACAGCUCCGGGAAGAAGUUGUCUCCCAGAAAACUAACCCAAACAUAUUUAUCAGACUCCUUGGCUUGGGAGGACUUGCCACUCUCUGAGAGUCUAACACAUUUUUUGGGUGACAAAAACAAAGACUUUAUCAUCGCUGGUGAGUCAAAGCCAGAUCUGAAUGUUCAAAACCGAAAAGAAAUCUCAAGGAGCAUCCUGCAAGACAAAUCACAAGACAAGAACUUCUCGACUGAAUCAGAGUCUGUUCAUUCAAGUUUCAAAGACAUUAAAAACAGUCACUCACAGAUAUUUUUGGGUAACAAAGAUACAGCAGCACCGAAUGAAGCUGACGGACGUGAUUUACCUGACCUGGUAUGUAAGAAACCAGCUGGAUUUUUUAAUAGGAGUCAGACCAAAAACAAAUGUAACCGGGUGGAUGAGAAGUCUUUUUCUGCCUCUUUUGAAAGCACAGAAGAAGAGCAACUUCAAAUACACACUUACGAUUGUUCUGCAGACCUAUUCAGUAGCUCACUGAUGAUCGAUAUGAGCACAAACACGAUAAAAACACAAGUAGAAACUGUCAGGACAACCACAGAAGCUUGUGUCUUGCUUUCCGUGCCAAACAAACAACACCCAAGGAGGGAAAUGACCAACUCAUCACAAUUAACCCCUGACAAGCAAAAAGUGACAAGUAACAAAUGCACUUAUGAAGACAAUUUAACUCCAUCUGGCAUGUUCGAUCUUCACUUUGUCCCUCCCUCUCAGUCCACCCCCAUUGUGAAAUCAACUGCUUUGACAAGGUCACCUGACUGCUCAUACAUAACCUCGACAUUUGAUGAGUCCACUUCUCAAAUUCACAGUCCAGAUUCUUCUUCUUGUUCCAGAAAUCUGCCCCAACUGUACGGUAAGAAAACAGCCAAAAUCCCAUCUUCCAAUUCAAAAUGUGUCCGUUUGAAUCAGCGGCCCUGGUGUUGUAAAGAGUCCGCCAAAGAAAACUUGAUGUGGAGGACAAAAUUAAACAGACACAGGUUGAACUCAAAAAGGAGAUUUUGGAAAGAUCAAAAUCAUCUUCUUGCUCAGGAACCCCAGAGUGUCCAGAGAGGGGCUCCAAACACAGGGACUCCAAGAAGGCAGAAACACACGUGCGACUCAAGGCACUUUGAUGUGACUGUGUGUGAUAAAGACGACAGUGCACUUUUUGUCCCUCCUACACCUGCUGUUAAAAAACUGCUGAGUGUGAAGCUACGAGACAGAAGUCAGACUGAGUGCAGCAGCAGUGAUUUCGGAAAGAUUGUUGAAGAGCAGCAGAGGCAUGGAGUGAAUUGUCAGAGUUCUGUGUUGGAUCAAACUGUCAAAUCCUCACAGAAAGGUGUGGUGCAUGCAGGAAGCUCUGACACUGAGACUUUUGAAAAGGCAGCAUUGGAUGGAUCUAUUUGUUACCUUGUUGAUGGGGAGAAUGAGGCAUGUGAUUGGUCGAGAGAUUUGUUCUCUGACUCUGUCUGAGAGGCUCUGCUGCACAUGGACUUUUUUAAUCCAAGAAUUCUACUUUAUGAAUGUAUUCACGGCUGGAAACCGUGAAAAAGGUCUCUAUUUAUUUUCAGAGUCAUUAUACUAAUUUUAACUUCUAACUUUUCUUCAGCAUUGCUGUUGGUCCUUUUAGUUUAGUUCUGCUGGAUCAGAACAGGACCUGUGUGUGUGAGUAGCAUGUCUCUCAAUAACAGUGUAAAAUCAAAAUUUCCCCUCAGGAAAGUAUACAAUUCAAGAUAAAAAAGUAAGAGCACAUACAGUAUAUUAAACACUGAAAAAACAAGGACCAAAAUAAAUUGUCAUACUACGGCUCCAACAUCUGUACAUUAACUAAUUCAUUAAAAUGCAAAUCUCUGUCACUGAGAGGCUUAAUGUCUUCAUAUUUUUUAUAGAUUUUAAAAAAAACAGAAGACAUGCUCCUUUCAACUUUUAAAUAAUUAAAGCUUUGAUUGAAAACAUUUCAGUAAUUCAAUUCCUUCUGAUGAACUUUUACAUAGUCAAAUGAUGAUAUCAAUGUUAAAUUAGCUGCUGUGAGUUUUUAAUAAAAGCAAUCCUAAUGGCA